This is a messenger RNA of Hyaena hyaena (striped hyena), 1777 nucleotides long. Its product is annotated as coiled-coil domain-containing protein 91-like. Gene Ontology annotation, cellular component: trans-Golgi network. Gene Ontology annotation, biological process: Golgi to lysosome transport. The transcript has 7 exons. The record is from RefSeq and is a predicted model, not a curated record. The annotation marks the transcript as partial. NCBI's taxonomy places the organism in Eukaryota, Metazoa, Chordata, Mammalia, Carnivora, Hyaenidae.
CAGCUUUCAUACACUCCUCAUCCUGUGUGGUCUUCACUGAACUGAAUUUAUAUUUAACAGAACUGCUCACCCUCUUUAUCAUCCUCUAUGACUUGAGCUUUUUUAAGGAGAAGGCACUACUGCAGUCUUCAGUGAAGCAACAAGUAGAAGCUAUUGAAAAACAGUACAUUUCUGCAAUUGAGAAACAAGCACACAAGUGUGAAGAGUUGUUAAAUACUCAGCAUCAGAGGCUCCUUGAAAUGCUAGAUACAGAGAAGGAACUGUUAAAAGAAAAGAUAAAGGAAGCUUUGAUUCAACAGUCUCAAGAACAGAAGGUAAUACUAGAAAAAUGUUUGGAGGAAGAAAGGCAAAGAAAUAAAGAGGCUUUAGUAUCUGCUGCAAAGCUUGAGAAAGAAGCAAUGAAGGAUGCAGUUUUAAAAGCCAUAGAAGAAGAAAGAAAAAAUCUGGAAAAAGCCCAUGCUGAAGAAAGGGAGUUAUGGAAGACUGAACAUGCAAAAGAUCAAGAAAAAGUAUCUCAGGCAAUUCAAAAAGCUAUACAAGAACAAAGGAAAAUAAGUCAGGAAACUGUUAAGGCAGCAAUAAUAGAAGAGCAGAAGCGAAGUGAAAAGGCUGUGGAAGAGGCAGUGAAAAGAACAAGAGAUGAAUUGAUAGAGUAUGUAAAAGAACAGAAAAGACUUGAUCAAGUCAUCCGCCAAAGAAGCCUGUCCAGUUUGGAACUGUUCCUCUCUUGUGCUCAGAAACAGUUAAGUGCUUUAAUAGCUACAGAACCAGUUGACAUUGAAUAAAGAGAACAUGACAAGCUAACCACACUGGCAAUGGAUAAAUCAUUAGACCUCUAAAAUACAUGCUGUGAAUUAUAAAGAUGCUUUUGUUUUCCUUCCAAACCUUGGAGAAUUGAUUUCCACUUCAAGGGUAAACUAAACCAAUAUUUAGAGGAACUAUCACGAGAUCUAAUUUAUUUUCUUUUGUUUUCUCCUUUACAUUUACUGUUAUUUUCUUAGUAGUAGGAGCAGCAGCAGCAGCAGCGACAGAAAAUAAAAUGUGACCCCAAAACCAUUGAAAAUUGCCACAUUACCAAAAGUUAAUUAAACUUCAUGUUCUCUGGUGGCCUAUUAUAUUUUAUUUGGCAAAGGUAGUAAAUAUCUUUACUUAUUGCUUCACAGUGACUCUUGAUAAAAUUCUAGAAUGCAGUCAUACAUUUAUUUGAUUUUGAGGAUAAGCAGCAUGGAUUUCAACAUCACUUGUUUAUCGAUGUAAUUGGGGUAUAAAACACUGAUAUGACAAAGAGUCAUUCUGAUAUUACCAAACCCCUUUCUAUAGAGGGAUCUAUGUAUUUUCAUUGGUAGUGAUUGAAAAUACUGAACAUUAUUAUGUUAAUUCAGCUUUGAUCUGAUGUGCCACUUAAAGGGGUAUAUGUGUGAUAUAUGCUUAUUUCCUGCUUCUGUUCUUCAAAGUCACUAUAAACCAAUAAAAUCAUUUUUCUUAUUAAUCCUAUCAUGAACUUAAUCUCUAGAAAGAUAAUAUAACUUAGCCAUUUAUAGGAAUUUAGAUUCAAAUAUGAAAGAUAUGAAAUCCUUUCCCAAUUAUUCAGAAUGUAUUUAAAUUAUGAGCAGUAUACUUUAAUGAAAAAUCAUGAGUCCUUUUAACAUCAAAAUUAAAAUAUUGUCACUAAAAUGUAUGCAAACAUUUUGUCUUGUUUUCUGAAAUGCUUCUAUUUCCAUGGGCUUUGUACUUUUCUGGGAUUUCUCAGUCUAAUAAAAAGAACUCCAAAAACUUA